UGAUAACUUUUGGGCAGGACUCGAUAAUAAGAAAGUGACAAAUCAUGAUAUCAAAGAUAUUGUAUGGGACCUGGAACUGUCACAAAACGUUAUUGAGGCCUAUAUCCAAAUAGAGGAGGAGAAAAUAGGGCCCAUGCAGACAGAUAGUCCACAGUACAUGUCUACAUGGACUUGGGCUUACAUGCAAACCUUUCUAGAACCAAAUUGGCAUAGGGCCCUGUAUGAACACUUACUUGAAAAACUCGGGAAAUGCAAUGUUCUCUUCUUCCCGAUCAUUUCAAGUUCUGAGUUCCACUUUACACUUCUCACAUUUCACAAAAUGGAACGAAAGUGGAGACACUACAAUCCACUUAGAUCGUUGGGAUCUAGAAAAGAAGAAAAGUGUAUUGACAUUGCUCAAAAUUUUGUUAAUAUUGUGGAAGGGUGGCUAGAAUAUAUCAAACCACAAGCACAAGAGUUCUUAGAAACUAAAACAAUACCAAAACUUGUGAAGCGAAAAGAAGGACCCCCUACACCUGCACAGGUUGAUUUGUCCUCAAAUGAAGAACUCACUCUAAAUUGGAUUCU
Prunus mume (Japanese apricot) is the source of this 567-nucleotide messenger RNA. NCBI's taxonomy places the organism in Eukaryota, Viridiplantae, Streptophyta, Magnoliopsida, Rosales, Rosaceae. The record is from RefSeq and is a predicted model, not a curated record.